Messenger RNA from Etheostoma spectabile (orangethroat darter), 2796 nucleotides. RefSeq names its product tripartite motif-containing protein 16-like. Gene Ontology annotation, molecular function: protein binding; zinc ion binding. Lineage: Eukaryota; Metazoa; Chordata; Actinopteri; Perciformes; Percidae. The record is from RefSeq and is a predicted model, not a curated record.
GCACUGUGCACGUUGUGGUCUGCAAGUGCGAACGAGAAGCAAGACAAGGACCCGAGUUUUGUUUGAGUCCGAGCACAGAGACUCACAGUCACUGCCACGAGGUGAAAUGGCGGAGAGACGUGUUCAGCGGGUUCGGGAAACCUUCACGUGCGUGGUCUGUCUGGACCUCCUGAAGGAUCCGGUGUCUACUCUCUGUGGACACAGCUACUGCUUGGUCUGUCUCAAACGCCACUGGGAUGGAGAGGAUGGGAUGAAAAUCUACAGCUGUCCUCAGUGUAUGGUGACCUUCACACCGAGGCCUGCUCUCAGGAAAAACACCAUGUUGGCAAAUUUAAUAAAGCACAUGAUGGAGACUGCACUCGAACCUGCUCCUGCUGAUCACUGCUGUGCUGGACCUGAAGAUGUGUCCUGUGCUGUCUGCACAGAGAGCAAACUGAAAACCUACAAGUCCAAUCUGGUGGGUCUGGUCUCUUACUUUGAUCAACACAUUCUGCCUCAUUGUGACGGUGCUGCGUUGGAGAAGCUCAAGCUGGUGGAGCCCUCCAAGAAUCUCCAGGAGAACAUCUGCUCUCGUCACGAUGAGGUGAUGAAGAUGUUCUGCCGUACUGAUCAGCAGUGUAUCUGUUAUCUCUGCUCUGUGGAUGAACAUCGAGACCACGUCACAGUCUCAGCUGCAGCAGAAAGGACUGAGAGGCAGAAAGAGCUCGAGGGGAGUAUCCAGGACAAAGAGAAAGAAGUGAAGCUGUUUCGACGGGAGGUGGAGACCAUCAAUCGCUCGGCUAAUAAAGAAGUGAAAGAAAACAAGAAGAUCUUCACUGAGAAUAUCCGCCUCCUGGAGGAAAGACGCUCAGAAGUGGAGCAGCAGCUCAGAUCGCAGCAGAAAAGUGAAGUGAGUCGAGUCAAAGAGCUUCAGGAGAAGCUGGAGCAGGAGAUCACUGAGCUGAGGAGGAAAGACGCUGAGAUGAAGAAGCUCUCAGACAUAGAGGACCACAACCAGUUUCUCCAAAACUACUACACGCUGUCCCCACUCGGUGUAUCUACAGACUCCCCCAGCUUACCUCUCAGUCAACGGCGCUUCAUUGAGCAUAUGAAAGCGACUGUGUCAGGAGCCAGAGAUAAAAUACACGACACUGUGAGCAGGAUCUGUGCCCGUAUCCCAGCGCCUGAAGUGGAUGUCCCACGGCCAAAUCCACCAUCAGGGCCCCAGACCAGAGCUGAGUUCCUAACAUAUUCACAGGAAAUCAAACUGGAUCCCAACACAGCAAACCCACUUCUGCUGUUAUCUGAGAGGAACCGAAAAGCAACGUUACUCAUAGAGAAGUCGUCUCGUCGUCACCCGGACCGGUUCACCGAGUGUCGGCAGGUCCUGAGCGGAGAGGGUCUGACCGGACGUCGCUACUGGGAGGUGGAGUGGGGGGGGCGAGGCGUUCAGGUGGCGGUGGCGUACAAGACCAUCAGCAGAGCAGUGAGCUUCCGUGAAUGUGCAUUUGGACUGAAUGACAAGUCCUGGGCGCUGGACUGCUACAGAAGAAGUUUCCUGCACAACAAGGUCCAAACCCCCGUCCCGGGUCCUGUGUCCUCCAGACUAGGGGUGUACCUGGAUCACAGCGCAUGUACCCUGUCCUUCUACAGCGUCUCUGGUGACACCAUGACCCUCCUCCACAGAGUCCAGACCCUGUGCACGCAGCCGAUCUACGCUGGAUUUGGGUUUUACUGUUGUGGAUCCACUGCUAAGUUCAGUAAGGUCAAAUAGACAGAAGGCCUUCAACGGACAAUGGGUUCAGUUCUGUUUUGUGAAUUCUUGAACUCAUUUUGUCUCGAUAGAUAGUUAGAUUUCAUUAGUUUUUCUGUAAAUUUUUGCAGGUUUUUUAAUUUUUUAACCCUCUUGUUGUCUUUUUCAAAGUUUCCAUAUCAUAAAUCUGAGUUUCUUUCAACCAAAGUGCCCAAAUAUAACACGAAUGGUUCCAAAAAAAUCCAAACAGAAAGCGUAUAGUGACAAAACUUUGACAUACAAUGCGAUCAUCCACUCCACAUCUUCUGAUUUUCACAAAUAGUCAAAAUAAUUGGUACUUUCUGCUUUUUUAAAAAUCUCAUAAAUACCUUUUUUUGACCAUUGAUUUCCAACAAGAUUGUGUAAAAGUAGUGGUAACAAGUUGGAGUUAAGAUGUAACUCAGAAUUGGGUGAUAUUUUAUAAUUUAUGCUUCAUAAACUGGUAAAGAUGGAGGACAACACGAGGGUUAAGAUGCUCUUCUUCUUCUUUAUUUUCUUUCACAUCGUUGAGAUUUUAAUCAAACAUUGAUUGUGUGAACAGACUGAAUUCAUUUGAUUUUUUUUUAUGAAUACACAAUCACAAAGUAUUUUCUCUUCUUCUCAUUACUCCAGGGUGUUAUAUACUAUGCUGAUAAUUAAAAUUAUACAACAGUGUAGAGACUAGUUCUGGUUCCACUAGGAGCACCAGAGUCCCCGGCUGGACGUUUUCGGGGGACAUGCAGAGGUUUUUUUGGGGCGCGCACCUUGAACUGCAACGUUAUUUUUCCCAUUUUCCCCUAUUGGUUACAGAUAAAUGAGUUGGGAAUAAAUACAGAAUCUAAAAUGUGCUGUUAGGAUUUUAGUUCAGUCCUAUUUUAAAUGAAUGUUGUCUCCACGUCAACCUGCAGCUUUGUUUUUUUCUGGGUUGAAAUGUCAACAUUUUGUUAUUUUUCUCCAAUUUUCUCGACGUUUUUGUCAAUUUUAUUCAAUUUAUUUUGAUUUUUUUUUAAAGCUGCUUUAGUCAAUUUUUUUUAAACAUUUUUUUG